GGGUGAGGCUGCACCUUGCCCAGGCGCAAACCCAACAACAACACACACUCAAUUCCACUCCAUCCAAGUGAUCUGCUACGAAAUAACUACUGGUACUGCACACAUCAUCAGACUCCCUUUCCUGCAGCCUCCAGCAUGCGGUUUGAGCAGCAGCCGGUCGGCAGCGGCGGCCGCGGCCGCGGUGAGUCCAGUCGCGGUCGCGGUCGGGGGCAGUCAACCUGGCGGGGCGGCAGAGGUGGUGCGAUCGGAGGCCAGAUCCUCCAAGCCUCGGUGACAGAGAGUACCAGGCAAGCUCUUGCAGUACAAGCAAGCCAGACUCGGGUUGUCCUCCCUUUCAUCCUCAAGGAUCUACCCAAUCUCAAAGCGGACGUGUCUGAGCUUCUGACACUCGACACCGACCUGCCACCACUCAAGAAGGAAGACUGCCCCAACCACCCCAAGACUUCCAUCAAAGUCAUCAAUAAUGAUGCGUUCGAUGCGGCCAUAUCUAUGAUGGCCUCGGACUUCGACAACCCAGACACGACCAAUCAGCCACCAACUCGGCCAGCCGUCCUAAACCUCGCAUCUGACACUUCGCCGGGCGGAGGGUGGAUGAACGGGGCCAUGGCGCAAGAAGAGGCCUUAUGCUACCGCUCGUCCCUGUCUCUGAGCCUGCACAAACGGUACUACCCCUUUGGUACCCUACAAGGCAUCUACACGCGUGAUGUGGUUAUCAUUCGGUCAUCCAUUGGGAAUGGUCACAAGUUGAUCGAUGCAAAUGAGCCGGUCGACCAGCUGCCAGUGGUCAGCGUGCUGAGUGUGGCCGCGCUUCGAGUACCCGAUACAGUCAAGGCCAAUGGAGAUCAGAGGGCGGUUUUUGCAAGGAAGGAAGACAGGGUUACGACAAAGAACAAGAUGAUGCUUGUGCUGAGAAUGGCAGCUUCCAGAGGUCACGACCGGCUCGUUCUGGGGGCGCUGGGGUGCGGUGCUUUUCGGAACCCGGUUCAUGAAAUCGCCGAGUGCUGGAAGGAAGUGUUUGAGGAACAGGAGUUCAGUGGUGGAUGGUGGAAAGAGGUGUGUUUUGCCGUGCUGGACAAGAACAAUGUUGGCAUCUUUGACGCCUUCGAGAAGACUCUGGGGGGAUUGGAGCAUUAGAGAGGUGAAGACGAGCAUGCCUCGCGCGAGGGUGGCUGCUGAAGAGAGGCCUGGGCAUUUUUGGCGCGCUCGCUUCAGUUGGCAGCGUUUUGCACAUGCCGCAUUGCAGUAAGAACAGCCAUGUUAGACACAACGAAAACGUCGUUGCGGAGUUCUUAUGGCAUGAUCAACCUCUGUCUGGUGUCUUGCACAGUAUUUGUAUUAGAGAAAGCUACCUUAAGAGAGGGCGUUCUGUUCGGCUCAUAGGGACGGCAAGCC
Molecule: messenger RNA, 1392 nt
Organism: Diaporthe batatas
Lineage: Eukaryota; Fungi; Ascomycota; Sordariomycetes; Diaporthales; Diaporthaceae
Exons: 1
Coding region: 136-1134 (332 amino acids)
Source: RefSeq, a predicted model, not a curated record